Molecule: messenger RNA, 1599 nt
Organism: Penicillium expansum
Lineage: Eukaryota; Fungi; Ascomycota; Eurotiomycetes; Eurotiales; Aspergillaceae
Product: MFS transporter
Exons: 2
Coding region: 1-1599 (532 amino acids)
Biological process (GO): transmembrane transport
Cellular component (GO): membrane
Molecular function (GO): transmembrane transporter activity
Source: RefSeq, a predicted model, not a curated record
AUGUCCGAUGAGCGAGCAGAAGCAGAAUUUCACGAAAAGUCCCCAAAUGAGCCCAAUGGCCAUCAUCCUGAUGUCGAACAUUCGAACUCCCACCAGGGAGAUCUCGCUCGAGCGAUCACCAACCAGUCGGCAAUAGAAAAGCCAAAGAGCUUGCUGAGAGAGUCCAUAUUCAUUGGCGUGGUUUGCGCUGCUCAAUUUAUGACACAGGCAGGUCUUGCCAUUGCGAUUGUACCCAUUCACAUCAUUGGCGAUAGUUUCCACAUCACCAAUCCCGGGCAAUUAAGUUGGUACGCAGCCGCGUACAGUUUAACGGUCGGUACCUUCAUUCUCAUUGCAGGAAGACUAGGGGACCUCUAUGGGCAUCGGCUUAUGUUCAUCGGUGGCUUCGCUUGGUUUGGGCUAUGGUCCCUUCUCGGGGGGUUUUCCGUAUGGUCGAACCAAAUAUUCUUUGAUAUUUGUCGUGCGUUUCAAGGUAUUGGGCCGGCUUUCUUGCUACCAAAUGCCCUGGCUAUACUGGGACGCACUUACCCCCCUGGCCCUCGAAAGGAUAUGGUUUUUAGUAUCUUUGGAGCGACCGCUCCAGGAGGAUUUGCUGUUGGGGGUGUGUUCUCAGCUCUCCUGGCCGAGCGCGCCUGGUGGCCGUGGGGCUACUGGAUCAUGGGAAUUGUUUGCAUUGCCUUUUCGGUCAUUGGAUUUCUGAUCAUUCCCAAAUCACCGUCUCCGAAAAUUUUGGAACAAACGCCAUGGUGGGUCAAAUGUGAUCUACUAGGGGGUUUACUCGGCAUUGCUGCCCUUAUUCUCAUUAAUUUCGCCUGGAACCAAGGGCCAAGUGCCGGCUGGUCGACUGUCUAUGUUUAUGUUCUUUUGAUCGUCGGAUUCCUAUGUCUAGCUCUAUUCUUGUGGAUCGAGUUACACGCAAUCUGCCCCUUACUGCCUCGGGAGAUUUUCUCCGAGGAUGUUGCGUGGGUACUAGGCUGUAUAGCUGCUGGCUGGUCCAGCUUUGGAAUUGUGGUCUUUUAUUACUUCCAAUUCAUGGAAGUGAUCAAGGGAGAAGCACCGCUUCUUGUGCUUGCGAAGUGGGCACCGUCGGCUGUGUCGGGCGCAAUCGCUGCAGUGACCACUGGGUUUAUUCUCGCCCACUUGCGUCCCAGUGUGAUCAUGUUAAUCGCCAUGCUUGCAUUUACGGGUGGUCAAAUCCUCUUGGCCACGCUGCCUGUUCACCAAACAUACUGGGCCCAGACAUUUGUCCUUUCUAUCUUGACUCCAUGGGGGAUGGACAUGUCUUUUCCAUCCGGAACACUUAUCCUCAGCAAUAACAUGCCACGGGAGCAUCAAGGUCUUGCUGCCUCGCUCGUCAACACCAUUGUCAACUAUUCCAUCUCGAUCGGACUUGGGCUUGCUGGAACUGUCGAAAGCCAAGUUAACCGCGGCGGCACAGACACAUUAAGAGGCUACCGGGGUGCAAGCUACAUGGGCAUUGGCCUCGCCGGUCUGGGAGUUGGCGUUGCGAUUAUGUUCGUCAUUCGAAGCUUGACUCGGCGUGACAAGACCCACUCCCAAAACACAGCGGAUAAUUCGAACAUGGAAGAAGGCUUAUGA